This is a messenger RNA of Trichosporon asahii var. asahii CBS 2479, 843 nucleotides long. RefSeq lists its product as uncharacterized. NCBI's taxonomy places the organism in Eukaryota, Fungi, Basidiomycota, Tremellomycetes, Trichosporonales, Trichosporonaceae. Bases 1 to 843 code for a protein of 280 amino acids. The transcript has a single exon. The record is from RefSeq and is a predicted model, not a curated record.
AUGGCCUCGAAUGACGGCAAUCCUCCUCCGUGUGGUGCGCCCCAGCCUUACCCAUCGGCAGCGUUCGGCUUGACUCCUAGCGCCAGCGAUGCUUCCAGCCCAUCGCCCACUGCGAGCACCACCAGCACCAUCAAGGUCACGGCCAUCCCGCCCGUUUAUCCCCAGCCUGCAAAGCUCCAGUCUGCUCCUCACAGACAGUGCGGGCUUUCUGCCUCCGAGGCGACCCCGCUCCAGCUGACUGUUGAUGCUUUGAAGGCCCACGACAAACGGUGUGAACGCCACUCCGUUCGCCAAGCGAUUCGAUACGGCCAGCGCCCCGCACACAAGCCCAAGUCCAAGCCGCCCAAGUCCCAUGUCAUCAGGCGUCUCGAGGGCGAAUUCCGCGACGCAGCGGCCGAAACCAUCUACGGCCUCGAGUCGGCUCUCUCGGCGAUGCAGGACCAGCAUGCGCGCCUGGAGGUCGUAAACGCCCGCUUGCACGCUCAGGUAACCGAGCUGCAGUCGCGCAACCACAUCCUCGCGGGGACCAUCACAUAUGAGCGUGCUGCGCGUCAUCAUGCCGAGUCUAAGGCCAUCGUUCAGGAGCGUGCGAUGCAGGCUGAGGUCGACUACCUCCGCCGCUCACUUGCGAGCACCGGCAAGGAGGGCUUGAGGUCUCACCGCACCAUCUCACCCAAGGCCCAGCCGGAGACGACGCAGACUGUGGUCAGGCCGCAGCUGCCUCCCCCUUGGCACCCUGGGAACGAUGACGGAGUGGACCAUGGCGACAUCUAUAGCGACACACUGGCUGCCUUCCUCACACACGGCGCCAUGCCGACAUCCAACUGGACCACGAAUCCCUAG